Messenger RNA from Colletotrichum truncatum, 1002 nucleotides. RefSeq names its product short-chain dehydrogenase reductase family. Lineage: Eukaryota; Fungi; Ascomycota; Sordariomycetes; Glomerellales; Glomerellaceae. The record is from RefSeq and is a predicted model, not a curated record.
AUGCCAUUCAUCCAGCCUCCAGUGACACCGCUGCCAGAUGACCUCGACCUCAUCGGCCAAACCGCCAUCGUCACGGGCGCAACCGCUGGCAUCGGCCUCGCACUGGCGAGACAACUCCUGCUUCUUAAAGCCUCUACCGUCGUGCUCGCCGUCCGCAACACAUCCAAAGGGGAGACGGUCAAGGCCGAUCUCCUCGCCGACGCCGCCAUCCGCUCCGUGAACCCCGAUGCCGUCGUCAAGGUCAUGAAGCUGGACGCCGAAAACUAUGACAGCGUCAAGUCUUUUACGGAAGCGUUCCGCGCCGAGCACCAAGACCUCCACAUCGCCAUGCUCAACGCCGGCGUCCCGGGUUUCAAUCGCUUCGUCGCUCCGACGGGUCACGAGUCCACGAUACAAGUGAACUACCUCUCCAACGUGCUCCUGACGCUCGAGCUGCUCCCCUUGUUGGAGGCCACGGCGGAACGAACCGGCGUGCAGAGCAGAGUGUCCUGGACAGGGAGCCGGAUGGCGAACAGGACCAGCCUGGCGACGAAAUCGCCCGUUCGGCCUGAUGAGACGGUGAUGGGGCACCUCGACGCCGAGUACAGCUUUUACGGUUUGUCACGGUACGCAGACAGCAAGCUCUUGGUCUUUCUCUUCUUGCGGGAGUUUGCGCUGCAUUACGGCCCCGAAAAGGUCAUUGUCAACGCCUACUGUCCGGGGACGGUCAACACCGGCUUCAGCGACGUUCUGCCGCAGCCCUUCCGGCUCAUGGCCGAUGCCAUGAAAGCCAUGAGGGCGCGGUCGCCGGAGAAGGCGGGGUGGAUCGGUCUGCAUGCUGCUGCGGUGGCCGGUGCCGAGACGCACGGGAAGCAGCUCGACGACAAGGAGAUUUGGGAGCCGGGUCUGUUUGCUACCUCCGAGGAAAGCGUGCGGCUUCAAAAGAUGCUGUGGAAUGAGACUGUGGACGAGAUGUCACAGCUCACUGCCAUUCCUACUUGGAUGUCCAAGGUCGUUGGUUGA